AUGUCUGAUUCUCUCCACCGAACUGCCCGGAUUAUUUCCGUUAUUGCGGGGACGCUGGUCGCCCUAUCAUGCGGAACCAAUUAUGCAUACUCCGCGUGGGCGCCGCAGUUCGCACAGCGAAUGAAGCUCUCUUCGACCGAGAGCAACUUUAUUGGUGUCGCGGGGAACCUGGGGAUGUAUGCUAUGGGUAUUCCAAUGGGAUUACUGACAGAUUCCCGCGGUCCACGACUUGUCGCGCUUAUCGGCUCUAUUUGCCUGGGCCUGGGCUACUUCCCAAUCUAUAUGGCAUAUGAUAAUGGCCAAGGAUCGAUGCCGGUUGUCUUCCUAUGCGUCUUCACUUUCCUUACUGGAAUGGGUGGUUGCGCUGCCUUUGGAGGUUCCAUCAAAACAGCUGCAGCCAACUUCCCCGAACACCGCGGCACGGCAACCGCUUUCCCAAUGGCCGCCUUUGGACUGAGCGCGCUAUUCUGGUCCAAUUUGUCGACCCUCGUUUUCAAGGACGAUACUGGCCGCUUUCUUUUGCUUCUAGCCCUCGGAACCUCGAUUCUGUCUUUUACCUCAAUUCCAUUCCUUCGAAUCCUCGCCAGCGAGCCGUACUCGUCCAUCCCACACACCGCACACGAACACAACCCCAGCGACCUUCGAUCUGUGCCAGAAGAAUCCGAUCUACAUGGCUCUACCGCGUUUUCUCGCGAACAAUACCCCGCGCAUGCGCGGUCGCACUCGGCUGCAUCGAACUCUCAAGGCAGAGCAUUCGCCAAUGACGACGAGACUUCCACCUUGGUACCCAAGCACGACCGCCCACGCCCCUCUUUCGAUACACUUGACGAUGACUUCCUGGACGAAGUGGCCAUUGAGGCGCACCAAAACGACAUCAGAGGUGUCGCCAUGCUCCGAAAAGUCGAGUUCUGGCAACUCUUCUUGACCAUGGCACUCUUGUCCGGUAUCGGCUUGAUGACCAUCAACAACAUUGGUAACAGUGUGAAGGCCCUAUGGCUAUACUACGACGACAGCGCAACAGACCUGUUCAUCCAACACCGCCAGGUCAUGCACGUCUCCAUUCUUUCUUUCGGCAAUUUCCUUGGCCGUCUAUUCAGCGGUAUCGGCUCUGACUUGCUAGUCAAGAAGCUCGGCAUGUCCCGCAUCUGGUGUUUAUUCUUGUCGGCGGUAGUCUUUACCCUGACCCAGCUUGCCGGAACCACCAUUUCCAACCCGAACAGCCUCGUCGUUGUCUCCGGUUUUACUGGAAUUGCUUAUGGCUUCCUGUUCGGCGUCUUCCCUUCUCUAACGGCACACACAUUCGGUAUCGGUGGCCUGUCCCAGAAUUGGGGUGUCAUGACGCUAGCCCCUGUAUUCAGUGGUAACGUUUUCAAUUUGCUAUACGGUAGCAUCUACGAUGGACACUCUGUUGUCGGCCACGAUGGCGACCGCGAGUGCCCCGAUGGACUAGGCUGCUACCGCACAGCCUAUUUCAUGACUUUCGUUUCCGGGUUGUUUGGUAUCGCUGUUUGCCUGUGGACCAUUAUCCGCGAGAAGAACAUCAAUAACGUCAUGAGCAAGAAACUGGACCACCGACUCGCGUGA
Molecule: messenger RNA, 1584 nt
Organism: Penicillium crustosum
Lineage: Eukaryota; Fungi; Ascomycota; Eurotiomycetes; Eurotiales; Aspergillaceae
Exons: 5
Coding region: 1-1584 (527 amino acids)
Cellular component (GO): membrane
Source: RefSeq, a predicted model, not a curated record